UUUGUAAUAAUAUUCAUUCUAAAUUAAGAUUAAUUUAUAAUGGAUUACAAUUGGAUUAUGGGCAUAUCGGUUAUUUUGAGACUACCUUGGUAGAUACAAAUAAUUCAACCGCUCACAAUAUCCCAUAUGCCUUAUCUGAUGGUAACAUCAUUUGUGGAUGGCCCGAUAAUCA
Molecule: messenger RNA, 172 nt
Organism: Funneliformis geosporum
Lineage: Eukaryota; Fungi; Glomeromycota; Glomeromycetes; Glomerales; Glomeraceae
Source: the annotation of a GenBank genome assembly